This is a messenger RNA of Cyprinodon tularosa, 4065 nucleotides long. Its product is annotated as cytochrome P450 2J6-like. The transcript is spliced from 9 exons. Bases 107 to 1609 code for a protein of 500 amino acids. Gene Ontology annotation, molecular function: heme binding; iron ion binding; oxidoreductase activity, acting on paired donors, with incorporation or reduction of molecular oxygen, reduced flavin or flavoprotein as one donor, and incorporation of one atom of oxygen. The record is from RefSeq and is a predicted model, not a curated record. Gene Ontology annotation, cellular component: cytoplasm; intracellular membrane-bounded organelle. NCBI's taxonomy places the organism in Eukaryota, Metazoa, Chordata, Actinopteri, Cyprinodontiformes, Cyprinodontidae. Gene Ontology annotation, biological process: xenobiotic metabolic process.
CAACAUUUUAGAUGAGAAAAAACAUUGCUGCUAUUUCUUAGAGCAAAAUAUCAAUGCAGUGCCUUGGGAAUAAAUUAAAAGCAUAUUGACAGGCCGGGUUAGCACCAUGGAUUUGCUUUUUUCCAUAUUUAGUUUCUUUGUUGACUGGGAUUUAAAGAGUCUGCUGUUAUUUGUGGUGGUUUUUAUCAUUACCGCAGAUUUGGUUAAAAACCGUCGACCAGUUGGCUUCCCUCCUGGACCCAGAGCUCUACCCAUUGUGGGCAACAUAUUCACAUGGGACCAAAGCAGGCCCCAUGAGAAGCUGAUGGAGUUGGCAAGGACUUAUGGAGAUGUAUUCAGCUUAAGAUUUGGUCAGAAAUGGUCAGUAGUGUUGAAUGGAUUUGAUACUAUUAAGGAGGCUCUGCUUACGAAGGGAGACAGCAUGGUGGACCGUCCCAAACUUGCUUUGCAGGAAGAAGUAACAGGUGGAUUAGGAAUAAUAUUUAGUAAUGGAGACAUCUGGAAACAACAGAGGCGUUUUGCACUUUCAACCCUCAAAUACUUUGGGUUUGGGAAAAAGUCUCUUGAACAUGUCAUCCUGGAUGAAUUCAGACAUUGUGCAGAAGAGUUCAGAGCUUAUAAAGAGAAGCCUGUAAAUCCACAUCUCAUCAUCAAUAACGCUGUCUCCAACAUCAUCUGCCACCUGGUCUUUGGUCACCGCUUCGAGUACGGGGAUGAGAAAUUCAGGAAACUGAUGCUACUGUUUGACAAGGCACUCCAGAUCGAAGCCUCUAUUUGGGCACAACUCUACAAUUCUUUUCCUCUGCUGAUGAGGCUGUUGCCUGGUCCACAUCAGACCGUCAAGCAGAUCUGGGGAGAUGUGAAGAGCUUCAUAAGAGAGGAGCUGAACCAGCACAAGGAGAACUGGGAUCCCACAGAACGCAGAGAUUACAUCGACUGUUACCUGCAGGAAAUUCAAAUGAAUGAGGGUCAGGAAGGCAACACAUUUGAUGAAGAAAACUUGAUCAUGUGUGUCUUGGAUUUGUUUGUGGCUGGCUCAGAAACUACAUCCACCACCCUGCGCUGGUCAUUUCUCUACAUGGCUAAAUAUCCUGAGAUUCAAGAGAAUGUCCAAGCCGAGAUAGACAGAGUGAUCGGACAAUCCAAACAGCCGUCUAUGGAGGAUCGUGCCAAUCUUCCCUACACAGAUGCUGUAAUCCAUGAGAUCCUUAGGAUGGGCAACAUAGCUCCUCUUGCCUUACCACAUUCUACCAACAAGGAAGUCCAGCUGGGAGGCUACACCAUCCCAAAGGGCAUACUCAUAGUUCCAAACUUGGCCUCAGUGCUGUUUGAUAAAAAAGAAUGGGAGACACCUUUGGAAUUUAAACCCGGACACUUCCUGAAUGAGGAGGGCAAGUUUGAAAAAAGAGCUGCUUUUAUCCCUUUUUCUGCCGGAAAGCGUCUGUGUCUUGGGGAGAACCUGGCCAGGGUUGAACUUUUCCUCUUCUUCACGUCCUUCAUGCAGCACUUCACAUUCUCAAUGCCAGCUGGAGUGGAGGCUGUCAUGGAUUACCGAGCAGGAAUCACUCUGGCACCAAAGCCAUAUGAAAUAUGUGUUAAGCCACGCUAACAUCAGCUUUGUUGUUUUUUUAAAGAAAGGGGUAAAAAGCUUACCUGCUAAUUCCUCUUUCCCAAAAUGUCCCUAAGUGAUUUUGCUGACGUGUAAAUAUGAGCCGAUUUAAGCAGUUUGAAUGCAUUUUAUGAAAACAACCUGACUGCAGACCUGCACUGUCAGGACCCUUCGUUGCAGACCUGCAAAAUGGGGUUCACUGCACUGUCAGGACUGCAAGUUCAUACUGGAAGUUGUUUUCAAAGCCUUCGGGAAUAGCGCCCAGGACGUGUUUGCUGGAUUAGAGUUUAUUACAGUGUGAAACUGAGCAUAGGAGCAGUUUAAAUUAUACAGUAAGAAAAAAAUCUUCAUAGGACAGCCAACCUCCAUUGUUGUUCAGAAAAUGUCUAAUAGACCGAAUGCCCUUUUCCAUCCAGUGAUCCAAAUACAGAGACUUAUAAGUUUCAAGCAUAACAACACUUGUUUGUGAAUGGAAGCUAGCUUCAGGGGGAGUUUAUCGAUGAUAGCUUUUACUUUAGGAAGGCUUCGAAUCAACUUUGCUUUUACUUUGAAAGUCUUCAAAUAAACAUCCGGUUUAAACAGCGCAGGAGACCUCACAAUGCAGCUCUGCAGCCAGGGUCCUGAAAGCGCAGCUCUGGGUCCUCAUAGUGCAGCUCUGGGUUCUCAUAGUGCAGCUCUGGGUCCACAUAGUGCAGCUCUGGGUUCUCAUAGUGCAGCUCUGGGUCCUCAUAGUGCAGCUCUGGGUCCUCAUAGUGCAGCUCUGGGUCCACAUAGUGCAGCUCUGGGUUCUCAUAGUGCAGCUCUGGGUCCUCAUAGUGCAGCUCUCGGUCCUCAUAGUGCAGCUCUGGGUCCUCAUAGUGCAGCUCUGGGUUCCCAUAGUGCAGUUCUGGGUCCCCACAGUGCAGGUCUGCAGGCAGAGCCCUAUUGAAAAAACAAACAAAAAAAGAAUCUUCAAUAUUGUGCAUUCAAAAUUUGAAGUCUUGGAUUUGAGAACUUCAUAUGGAAAAAAAUACCAUCAGAAAAAAUUGUCCAGGUAGUUUUGGGAGAGUAAUACUAAUUUGUUGCCCAUUAUUCAAAGGACAGGACCAGUGACUGAUCUAUUGAACUGAUUUUUUUUUUAAAUUGCAAACUCAGUGUGUGUGUAUAUAAUUUACCCAUUAAUUGGGGGGUCCAAGCAAAGACUAACCCCAAUGAUGGCCCUGCUGGGUUUUUAAGAAAACUCCUUUCUUUAAAAUGAAAAUAGAAGCACAGAAGAGGCUUGCAGAGUUGGCUCAAUUUAAACCCCAACAACAAAAUAAAAAUGUAUUUUAUCCAAAUAAACCAAAUUUGGUAAUGUUUAAGGUAUAAAAAUAUUGCUAGGUGGUUCUGGGCUUUUGUUUGCCUUUAGCCUUUGCUUUAAGUCUUUGCAGAGACAUUGUUAUUACCAUAAUUGUCACAAUUAUUCUACUAUUAUUAUUACUUGUAGUUAUAAUAGUAGAAUGUGUCUUGUAUUGGUAUGAGCUUGAGCAAGGAAUGAGAUCAGACAAAGAAAAAUGUAAAGUUGUGUUCAAAUUCUUUUAAUCAUAUAUUUUUUAUAACCAAAUUAUUUAGACGUACACUCUCUAAGUCUAAGUCUCUAUAUUGUGUCUUUGUAAUGACUGAAGCUUAUGUACUAACAAGAAGUAAACUGUCUUUACUUAUUUAAAAUGUUCAAGUCGAAUGACUUUUUAAAGCCAUUUACACUACAUUCAGUUAUUCACAUGCUGAUUGCAAGAUAGAUUUUAGCCAUAACUGAUCUGGGGCAAACUGAGAAAGGCAAAGCUUCCAUACAAGGGAGCCUCUGGGCCCUUUGACCACUAAAAGCAGGUAAGGUGGUUUCCUUGUUCCUCAAGGACAAAUUGACAGAGAUGGAUCAAGUGGGAGCUCAAACCAGCAGCCCAUCGGUUACAGGAUGAGUCCGUACCUCCUGAGCAACCUUUUCCCCUUUGACAAAAUAAUAACAGUCUCAAUUUCAGCUUUAAACUGGGUUUUGUCUAUUUUCUGGUUUUGGUUAACCCUUAAUAGGGCACUCAGUGAAAUACUUUGAAAAUCAAAAUUUUAAGCCAAUAGUUAGUUAGUUAUUGGAAUCCAGGACAAGACCUUAUUACCUUUGUAACAUUCAAAAAAUAUUGAUAUUUUGAUGGCAAAAAAUGAAUUUCAAUGUAAUAACAAGGAACGCCAACUUGCUUGAAUACAUUAAGAAAAAUAAAAAAAAUGAUUCUAUAAGAAAUUCAUGAAAAACACUGAGAGGGAAAGAAACACAUUUUUAUUUGGUACAACAUAACCUUAGAGGUUAAUGCUGAUACUGGCACUUAAAUUUUUUACUUAAUAAACCUAAAUAGUAUUGUUAACCAGGCUUAUUAACUUUUUUACUUUUCAAUUAGCUUUUUACCUUUUUUUUCUUUUUUCCAACUUAAUUUACAGUAGGUAAUAUAUCA